Molecule: messenger RNA, 2484 nt
Organism: Talaromyces amestolkiae
Lineage: Eukaryota; Fungi; Ascomycota; Eurotiomycetes; Eurotiales; Trichocomaceae
Exons: 5
Coding region: 1-2484 (827 amino acids)
Biological process (GO): DNA-templated transcription; positive regulation of transcription from RNA polymerase II promoter by galactose
Cellular component (GO): nucleus
Molecular function (GO): DNA-binding transcription factor activity, RNA polymerase II-specific; RNA polymerase II cis-regulatory region sequence-specific DNA binding; zinc ion binding
Source: RefSeq, a predicted model, not a curated record
AUGCCCAACGACACGGAAAUAGCUUCAUCCGAAGCAGGGGCCGCAGGGGCCGGAGCGCCCAGGUGGAGAAUAUCCAAAGCAUGCCAACAGUGCCGACGCAGGAAGAUUCGCUGCGAUGGCGGCGAGCCUUGUCAGCACUGCAAGCAGAAAAAGUUGGAGUGCGAGUAUCGCGGGUUUGUGCGACAGCGGAAACGGAAGCAUGAGCUUCUAAGUAAGAAUGAGGAUGCUGCCGAUGCUGGUGAGACUGGUGAGACUGAUGAUGGGGAAGAUGGGGAUGAUGCGGCAAUCCUGGAUAUGACAGCUUCUGCGUCAGCUCGAGGGAAAGGCAUUGCGGUGAAUCGCAAGGGUUCAAGGUCGAUAUCAGGUCCCAGUCACGGUGCUGCUGCUGAAGGUGGCAGCAGAAGAAAUGAUCUCGUUGAUUACAGCGUUGCCGCGACGCAUGUUGCUUCACCUUCAUGCGUGAUUCAGCUAUACUACGGCCCGCAUUCCAAUUUUUCACUUAUGCAGCUGAUGUAUCGCCAAUUAGUCGAUGGGCUUGGUGCCAGCGAAAGCAACAACACAUCGUCUUCACGAAGAGACGAAGUCGAAGAAGUCGGGCCGGGGCUGGAUCUGUUCAGUUUCCGUCGCCUGUUCUUCGGCGACCUCGCGGGUAAUCAGGAUGCAUCUCUUUCUGGAGGGCUGGGAUCGGGCUUGAAUUCAUUAUUCUUCAUUCAUCCUUCGACAGCUUCAAAGUAUCUUGAAAGAUUUUUGUCGACCAUUUACUACUUUUGCCCUUGGAAGUCCAAGGAAAGAUAUCGACAGAUGCUCAAUGGCCUGUAUCAGACAAAUAAUGAUAUGUCUGCGGAUAAUCCGCAGACGACACUGUUAAUUCUCAUGCUAGCACUAGGUGCAGCCGAGAUGAGGGAUGACGAGAUGGUCAACCUUCCCUGCUCGGAUGCUUCUAUGCUGACCCUUGAUUACGCUCAUUAUCAAUCCGAAAAAGCCAGACCUAACUCUGCUUUUCUCUGCCUUGGAACCGCGACAAGAAAGGCUCUUGCAGCUGGAUUGCACAAGAAUACGCGUUUCAAGGUCGAACAGACGACAGAGGAUGCCGAGGAGAAGAGGCUGACUUUUUGGAGUUUGUUUUUCUACGAUAUUUGGAUAUGCUUCGGUCUCGGCCGUUCGAUGACUAUACCAGCCCAUGAAAUCACCAUACCAAACCCCAAGGAGCAGCCAAUGUUACUUGCCCUUGUUGAAAUAGCGCGUAUCAUGGCUCSAGCUGCGCAUAACAUGUACAGUCAACGACACGAUUCUUUACUGUUGAUGUGGAAAAGUGCCAAAGAAAUCCGUAAGGACGCUCAAGCUUUCGCCCGCCGUGUACAAGGUGUCUUGAAUUUUGGGCUUGAUGCUUCUCCGAAGACUGGAGAGGUUGGUGUCUGCCAAAUCGUUCUUCAAUUAUUGUAUCAUAAUACGCUACUUCUCACGUUCCGGCCCUUCCUCGUCUUUAGAGCAAGAUGGCGCCGAGAUGGGAUCAUGAAACAAAAUGAGAAUCCAUCGGCUAGCAGUGACAAAAGUGAGCAAAGCGCCACUCCUCCGUGGCUCGACGAAGCGUGUGAGAGCUGCUUGGAAGCUGCGCGAUGCAUGAUCCGGAACCUCUCCGGAGCCUGUGAAGUCAAUCAAUAUGUUCGGGAAAUUAACUACCAUGGCUUCCACCUCGAAACCGCCUGCUUCACCCUCGCCUUCGACAUGAUGCACUCGACCCCUCAAGCCGCCGAAAAGCAUCUGCCGUGGGUCCGCUUAGGCCUACGGUGCAUGUCCAUCAUGAUACCAGAGGGCGAAUACAAAGGACAAACCUACCUCACCAUGAAUGCAGUCCAGCAAAUGCUCAUCGCUGUAUUUCCGGAAUUAAAGACUGCUACAGGUCCGGAUCUUUCGUCUCCUGAUGAUAGUAAUCGAUUCGAUAGCGAAGUGUAUGACAGAUCGUCACUCGGGGAUAAUGUCAGCAGCAGUCUGAGCGAACGUAAUUACAAUCUACCAACAAGAAACCCGAUGUCCAAUGAUGCACAUUUCGCAAGCGGACAGCAGCAACAGUACGCUCGACAGCAGCAAAUAUAUAACCCUUCCCCCACCGCACUCCUAGACGACUACAACAACAACAUCUACACCAACCCAUCUACCUUCUUCACUUCUCUCGGGCAAAAUCUCAUGGCCACUCCUGUCAGUUCUACAGAAAGCAGUGCCAACAACGCAAACACCAUUUCAUCAGCCGACGAUAUCGGCAUGGUCGACUUUACGCAUGCAGAUAUACCGAUCGAUUGGAAGGACUUUGACUUUUCGACUAUGGAUCUAGACACCUUUAUGUCUAUUGAUCCGGUGAAUUCGUCUGCCGCGAAUAUUAACAAUCAUGCUGUCAAUUAUUUGAAUACUUUUGGUGGCGGUACAGGGCAUGGACCUGGAGGUUGGGGCGGGAAUGAUUUUGGGAGKGGAUUUAUGUCUGCAAGAUGA